UUCUGGUGUUGGAAGCUGUUCCAACUUUGAACUUCGGUGCAUUCAAAGUGGAGCCACCUGGAGCCACAAUGGAGCCACCUCUGAUUGUCAACCCAAAUGAAAUGGAGCCACCUCUGACUGUCAAACCAAAAGAAAUGGAGCCACCUCUCAAACCAGAUAAAGCUAGGAAGAAUAGGAUUCCUGUGAGAAAGCGCUUUAAACAUGUGAAGCGACAUGUGAAACAGAAACCUGUAGUGACUAUUACCAACAGCAUAAGUGAGGACAGUUCUUCCACGCCUUCGAGUGACAUUGACCCAGAGUUCUCUGAGUUUGAACUACCUCCAACACCCACUUCAAUCGAGCUGAUAGACCAUGAUUACUGCUCAAGUCCCAGCCCUACUCCUUCUAGCCGGCCAAGUAGCGCUCAAAGUCUUAUGAGUAAUCUAUCUGCCUCGCUGACAGAUCUCAGUAUGAACACAAGUAUGAGUGAAAUGUCUAGGACAUCUCUUUUCAGUCCAAUUCCCUCUGAGGUUUCAAGUUCCACUCCAUCUGAAGUUUUGAGCCCCCCACCCGUGUCUGCUGAGGAAUCUGUAUUAGAACCAGAGCCUUUGCCUCAGACCAUCCCUCUUACUGAAGAGGUGGCCAAAUCUCUACUGUUGGAAGUCCGAAGCAAUCUCUUUCUCAUGUUACCAGAAAAUUUUGUUCCUUUGGUUUCAAAUGGAUGUGUUCAUGUGCUCAUGGUUGGCCGCAGAGAAGAAAAGGCAACUCAGAGACAAGUUACUGUCUCGCUCACUGGUGAUGUGCGUCUUCAAGUGCAUGGUGUGAAUUAUCCUGCCCAGCCAGUACUUUCUGGUGUUCGGGCUAAUCAGCCUUUAUCUCUUACAAACAUUGGAUAUUUCACUGACAGAAUUGUUGACAUUGUUUCUAAUCUUCGUGUACUUGAAAUUUGUGCUGGAAAUGACCACAAGGAGUUCAAAGAAGCAUGGCCUGAAACUGAACAAGGCAACAUUGAAAAUGAUGUGUUUAAAGAGUGUCGUUACAAAGAAACCUUUCGCUCAAAGAAGUGCUUGUUAUUGGUUGAUUCUGCUCAUUGGAGGUGUAAAGAAUGUACAAAACUGACUCCUAUUUUAAGAAGGAAACUUCAGUCCAUCAAUUGUCCCGAGGCCAACAAAUUUACUAAUAAUAGGUUUUUGGGAAAGAAGCAAAAGGACAUUCGUCUGGCCAAGAAACAGAAGACGAUACGACUACAGAAGCAAACUAUUGAUCGGUUGCAGACCAAGAUGCUGAAGAUGAUAAAGGAGGAAGGGGUGAAAGUUGAUGCCAAUGUCUCCAAAGAUUUAACUGAAAUAUUACUAUCUGCAUCACUGGACCCCUUGCAGUCUCUCUUCCUUCAACAGCAGAUCAAGUAUGCCCAAUGCAAAAACAAAUGUACAAUGAAGUGGCAUCCCACUCUUAUUCGAUUGGCUCUCUCUAUUUACCUCAAAGCCCCAGGGGCAUACAAGGAACUUUGUGACUGUGGCUUCAUCAAGCUCCCUACUUCACGGACCCUCUUUGACUACAGUCAUGUGACUAAAAUAAAACCUGGCAUUGAUGAAAGUGUCAUAGAAGCUGCUGCAAAAAGAGCUACAUCAGAAGAGCACACUCAUAAACAGUACCAUGUUGUUAUGGCAGAUGAAAUGAACAUCAGUAAAAACUUGGUAGUGCUGAAGAGUACUGGUGAAUUGAUUGGCUUUAAGGACUUGGAUGACCUAGACCAGGAAUUGAAAGAGCUUGAGGCACAUUUAGAUGAUCCAGAGAAGGUGUUGGAGCAAGAGCUGGCAUCAAAAGUCAUGGCCUUCAUGGUCAAAGGUGUUUCAAGCAAUUUGAAGCAUGUUGUGGCAACAUACCCUGUGACUAAUCCAUCUCCAAAGCAGAUGUACCUCUGGACAUGGGAUGUCAUUGGUGCCCUGGAAAGGAGUGGGAUUAUGGUGAUUGCUUUUGUCGGUGAUGGUUGCCCUGUCAACAGAGCAUUCAUAAAACUCCACACCCCAGCCACCAUCACUCGGUCAGGUGUUGUGUUUGACACCGUCAACAAACACGCUCCAGACCGACUCCUGUAUUUCUUCUCUGACGUGCCCCACUUACUGAAAACAAUCAGAAAUGCCUUCUUCAAUUCCAGAAAGAAAACCAAAAAUAACAAGAAGAGCCCAAGGCUUCUAAAGAAGAAUGGCGAAUACAUUGUUUGGGAUACAAUUAUUAGGCUUUACCUGUCCAAAAAAGACAAAACGCUGAGAAAAUCUUACAAGCUCAAUGCACAAAAUGUCUACCCUGACAGCUACAGUAGAAUGAAGGUGAAAUCUGCUGCAGAAGUGAUGAGCCACACUGUGGGGACAGACAUUUUGAGCCAGGGUUGGACUGGAGUGUCAGAAACAGUUGAGUUCAUUUACAGAGUUAAUGACUGGUUUGAUUUGCUGAAUGGUGCCUUCUCCACCCAUGGUGUGAAGAAAAACAACAGGCGGCUUCAUCCAUACACCCUGCAAGAUGUUCAAGACUUUGAGAACGGAGCUGAAGGGAGCAGAUUCCAAGAGCUGCUGGAUUUUGUUGCUUAUUUAGAUGAAUGGAAAGAAGAGGUACAAGCAGGGCAAGAUGCAACCCAUUCCAGAUCUGUCAUGUCUGAGUUAGGUGUGGACCUCUUGCCAGACGAAGGCAGUUUCCAUGAGUUAGAUGACAGCCAGACGGGAGAUCCAUCAGAUGAAGAAUUCUCCUCAAGAAAUUUGCUCCCUCAUCAAACAAUGCUGGGCAUUGAGAUGUCUUGUAGAUCAUUUAUUCAUGCAACAACUUUUCUACUGAAAGAGGGGGUGACUUUUAUCAACGCUCGAGUCUUCUGCCAAGACCCACUGGAACAGAAUUUUGGAAGACAACGUAUGGCUGGAGGAGGGAGUACCAACCCAAAUUUGAACCAAUUCCUGCAUAAACAACGAGGAUUUUCCACAAUUGGAGAACUUAGUGCUGCAAACAAGAGAGGAAACACAGAAGUCUUAGAUGAAGAAAAUGUGAUUAACUGUGAACCGCUCCCUAAAAGAAAACAAGCUAGACAAUGCCACUCGAUCAGUGAUUAGUUUGUGUCCACUCAACUCAUUGUGAUUGUCAAUGUGAUAUUAUUAUGUUGGGAUAUUGUAAUGUGCACUUUACCAAUGAACAUAAUUAUUUAUUUUUCAUAAUAAAUUGACAUUGUGCUUUGAACAAGAAAACUUUUGUCAUUAAAU
Messenger RNA from Thrips palmi, 3224 nucleotides. RefSeq lists its product as uncharacterized. The record is from RefSeq and is a predicted model, not a curated record. The transcript is spliced from 5 exons. Lineage: Eukaryota; Metazoa; Arthropoda; Insecta; Thysanoptera; Thripidae. Bases 69 to 3077 code for a protein of 1002 amino acids.